This is a messenger RNA of Amphiprion ocellaris (clown anemonefish), 1626 nucleotides long. It is a transcript of the gene mrps35, whose product is annotated as mitochondrial ribosomal protein S35. The record is from RefSeq and is a predicted model, not a curated record. The coding region runs from base 23 to 853 and encodes 276 amino acids. Lineage: Eukaryota; Metazoa; Chordata; Actinopteri; Pomacentridae. Gene Ontology annotation, biological process: mitochondrial translation. Gene Ontology annotation, molecular function: structural constituent of ribosome. The transcript is spliced from 8 exons. Gene Ontology annotation, cellular component: mitochondrial small ribosomal subunit.
UUUCCAUAGUCACUGGGAAAAUAUGGCGUCGCGCGCAAGCAAGACGCUUCUGUCCCUAGGUCGACUAAAUAUUCCUGCUUUUGGACUUAAUAAUGCAGUCAGCAGGGUCACAUACGCAACGGCUUUGUCCAUGAAUUCUUCCUCUGGGAAAAAAGGUGCUCCAGAGAGAAGCGGUAGAGAAUUUGGUAGCAGAAAACCCAGAAGAGAAGAAGGGGAGCCCAGGACAGAAAAGAUGCCGUUGGAUCAGGACUGGACUGCAGUUUAUCCAGCAGCGACCCCCUUCAGAGCAGGCUCCGUCCCCCUGCCCGUGAGGAUGGGAUACCCUAUGAAGGGAGGAGUUCCUCCAGAGAAGAAGGGCAACUUGGAGCUAAUCAAGAUCCCAAACUUCCUGCAUUUGACACCAGCAGCCAUCAAGAAACACUGUGAAGCUCUUAAACCGUUCUGCACAGAGUGGCCCUCUGCUUUGGACACUGAUGCCAAAUGUGAUGAACACUUCCCCAUUAAAGUAGAAUGCACAGACUACGUGUCUUCCGGGCUGUCUGUCAGAAAUCCUUCAGCACGUAUUGUUCAACUCAAAGUAAAGCUGUCCAUUUUGAACCUGGACGACCAUGCACGCAAGAAAAUGCUCAAACUUGUCGGGGAGAGAUACUGCAAAGACACUGACGUCCUCACCAUCACGACUGACAGCUGCCCACUGAGACAGCAGAACUAUGACUAUGCCCAGUACUUGCUAACUGUUCUCUACCACGAGUCUUGGACCAAAGAACUACAGACUCUUCACAACCUGCUCAAACUCUUGGUACAGGACCUCACCACACGGGUCAAGAAGGUUUCCAUCUCAUUUCUACUCUGAAGCUCACCUUCUCCUGCUCAAACUGCUGACAAAUGUUUCUGCUGCUCUCAAGUCUGGUCUCCAGAACUUCCUAAAAACUCUCAGUCUCUUCUGCUGCAGGUUGCUUUGUAGAACUGUUGCAGAAAACCUCACUAAACCACAUGGAGGGGCCUCAAGAUAGUCAUCCAAAUGAAACCGUACAAAAACCAAACUAGCACAACCCAAACGCUAAAGUCUCCUGCAGCCUACCAGAGAACCUCUGAGAACAGAGAAUCAGGACAGGAACUCUUACCUUCUGGACAACCAACGUUGGUUCACAAACAAGAAUUCAGAAUGUGUCUGACCAAAAACCUCUAAAGACUCACUACAGCCAAGAUAAAGACACAACUCAGCUGUACCAAAUCCACUAAUCACUGCACACAUUAACACCAUGUGCUAACUGUGGCUAAAGAACCACAUUUACCAAGACAACUAUCCAGUACAAAGCCCUAAAACACACCAAGAAACACAUUAAAGACGAUUUUACUGCUGGAAGCUGCAAGCCAACGCCUAAAGAACACACUAAAGCAAUGGAGCCAAACCCGGUUCUGUGGUGAAGAGAAGCAGAGGAAAUGUUUGUCUGCAGCUAAAUAAAGCAGGAAGACACUGAGCUGCUCAGGUGUUCCUGAUAACACCAAGCAGCCACCUGGACAGCCAAUAGGAACACAGCUUACUGGAAGUCCAGAGGGCGGGGUUAGUGAAGGAAAUUUAGUUUAAAGUUGAAGCAGAAAGUUAAUAAAGAAAGUUGAAAACCA